Seriola dumerili (greater amberjack) is the source of this 2726-nucleotide messenger RNA. Its product is annotated as zinc finger and BTB domain-containing protein 5-like. Gene Ontology annotation, molecular function: RNA polymerase II cis-regulatory region sequence-specific DNA binding; DNA-binding transcription factor activity, RNA polymerase II-specific; protein binding. Bases 471 to 2558 code for a protein of 695 amino acids. Lineage: Eukaryota; Metazoa; Chordata; Actinopteri; Carangiformes; Carangidae. Gene Ontology annotation, cellular component: nucleus. Gene Ontology annotation, biological process: regulation of transcription by RNA polymerase II. The record is from RefSeq and is a predicted model, not a curated record. The transcript has a single exon.
CUCAGUGAUGGAGACAUCGACAAUGGAUGCAAAACUCAGCCUCGUUGUAUGAGCUCUGUGAAUCAUAAACAUUAAUGUCAAUGGAAAAGGCUACAAUUCUGGAUAUUGUCUUUGAUUCGCAACCAUAAGUGAGAACCAGCUGCGCGGACAGCGGACUGCUUGUGGAGACAAAGCCCGAGUCUGCGUCGCAUCUUUCCGCGUUAUUGUUGGACCAGGCCCGCCCAUACUCCAGAGCAUCUCCAGGAAACCCGGCGACAGCAGACUAAUGAACCGCUACACAUCACAACAGAGGUAGGCUGCGAUGAAAUGUAUCGGAGUCAGCUUGAUUACCGUUUUCAACAGAUGAGACGUGGAUAACGACAGGCGUCUUAAAGCGCUGUCCGUCAGCAGUUUUUUGACAAUGACCUUCACUGUGUUAGUGUAUCACCAGUAGCACCUCCAAGAUUAAAUAACCAAUUCCACUGUCCAUCAUGGACUUCCCAGGUCAUUUCCAGCACAUUUUCAAGCAGCUCAACCACCAGCGCCUCCAUGCUCAGCUGUGUGACUGUGUGGUGGUGGUUGGAGGUCAGAGCUUCCAGGCUCACCGCUCCAUCCUAGCGGCGUGCAGCUCUCACUUCAGAGCUCUCCUCAGCUCCAAUGAAAGUGCUGAUGAGAUUGGAGGAGCAAGAGCUGACAGAGGUGAAGGUGGAAGCCCCAGUGUGAUGGAGUUAGAUCCAGAGGUGGUGACCCCCGAGGCCUUCUCCACCCUACUAGAGAUGAUUUAUACCUCCACCCUCUCCCUGGGGGCCUCCAAUGUGAUGGAUGUGCUGUUGGCGGCCUCGCACCUGCACCUGAACACUGUGGUGAAGGCGUGCAAGCUCCACCUGUCCAGGAAAAACUUCCCUACCUCACCGCCUAAAGGAUGGAGGUCAGUGCAACAGCAGCUGCAGCAGUGUCCCCCCUCACAGGCAGAGAGGUCGCCCACGCUUCAACACGUCACAUCUGCUAUGGAGGAGGAUGUAGAUGAAGAGGGAGUGGGAGUUGAGGUGAGCCAGUCGGGUGGGGUCGAAGAUCAGAGGGUAGUCAGUUGUGAACAGGGUGCCGCAGCAGCACCGUCCAACAGACUUAAAAGAAAGUCGUACGAGGACAGGCUCGGCGGCAGGAAGAGAAGCUGCAGGCUGUCCGGGGGAAACUACAAGGAGUGUUCACCUACUGUGACCAGCAGAAGCACUGUCAGCGCAGGGGAAGGAGGAGAAGAUCUGCAGUUCCCAGACUGCCUGAAGACAACUGAUGGACUCUGGGAGAACAGAGACGAGGAGGUGGAGGAGGAGGAGGAGGAGGAGGAGAAAUACGAAGCAACCAAGGGAGAGUCAGAGGAGAUCCAGCUGCCGAGCCAGUCAGACAGCAGCACAGGAGGUGUGGAUACGUGGGAGAAGAAUGGAGAUACAGGUGGAGACACAGUGGUUAAAGUAAAGGUGGGAGAAGAAGGUGAGGAAGACGGAGAGGAGCCAAAGAUGGAGGUGAUUGAGGUGAAAAAGGAAAAUCUAAGCGCAUAUUCCCCAGAUUUAGAUUGUCCUCCAUCUCCACCACAAGACUGCACGGACAAUUUGAAUGCACAAGUAAAUGAUGAGAAAAUGGCCGCAGUAGCCGACCCAACAGAGGGUGGUGUUAGCUCUUUACCCUCUCAGCUGUGCACAGAUCUUCAAAGUGAUGAGCACAGAGAGGCUGGAGGUUUGGGUGAGGACUCGGUAGACGGGGAAGGCCUGGACAGCCUGUCAGAGCUGGCCUUCUCCUGCUUCCUUAAUCCCAGUGCUGAAAGUGUAAUGGGAGCUCUGGAAGAAGAAGACAGCCUAGCUAGUCUCACGGCUGCCGCUACUGCAGCUGCUGCCGCCAGCGAUGCUCCUGCAGCUGCUGGUAACAUAGGUGAACCGUAUCAAAACUCAGAAGAAGCGAAUACCUCUUCUGCUCAGUCCUCUGAUUCCUCUUCCUCCUCUUCUCUUGUUUUUCCAGUAACUUCUGUCCCCUUGCAGCAGCUUCUCCCGACUCAGAGCCCUGGUUUUAGCGACACGCUCAUCCUACAGCCCACUCAAAACACUUUAGCUGGGUUUCUGAGCGGCAUCAGACCGGGCCUCAGUCUGGAGGCCUCCCUUGUCCAACCCUCCAGGGUCGGGAAAAGCUCAGGGGCAACAACCUUCCGUCGCAUCGCCCCAAAAGUCCCGCCUGGAUCAGAAGCCGGCACCGAUCCUUCCUCUUCCUCCGGAUCAGCGGGAGACGCUGCUGAUCGGCCGCCUCUGACCAGAGCUUCGGAUGAUGUUCUGUCCAAGUGCAAGAAAGCAGCUGCUGAAGACCAUGUGCUGUUAGUGGAAGGGGAGAAGAAAUAUGCCUGCAACAUCUGCUGUAAGACGUUCAUGAACCUGACUGACUGUAAGAAGCACAUUCGCGUCCACACAGGAGAAAAGCCUUAUCCCUGUCCAAAGUGUGGCAAACGCUUCAGCCAGUCCUCCCAUCUUUACAAGCACUCUAAGAAUACCUGUCUAAACUGGAAAGAUGACCAGUCAUUCCCAGACACGCUACUCUGACCUCUUCGUUAGAGGCACACAAUUCUUCCAAAAAAAAAAAAGAAAAUCCUGUCAAUGACAUUAUUUAUUAAUCCCAAUCAAUUUUUGAUCUUGUUACAUGAAAUCAAAGUCCAUUUCCUGAUGUAUCUCUUAAGUUAUUUGAUGCUUUUUAUGUUUUUAUGUUCUCUC